Messenger RNA from Sipha flava (yellow sugarcane aphid), 811 nucleotides. Its product is annotated as mite allergen Der f 6-like. The record is from RefSeq and is a predicted model, not a curated record. The coding region runs from base 1 to 552 and encodes 183 amino acids. Gene Ontology annotation, biological process: proteolysis. Gene Ontology annotation, molecular function: serine-type endopeptidase activity. The transcript is spliced from 2 exons. NCBI's taxonomy places the organism in Eukaryota, Metazoa, Arthropoda, Insecta, Hemiptera, Aphididae.
AUGAAUUUUCUGUGUAUUUUAUCGAUUGCGAUCGCGGUGGCGGUAGAAAUUCCACAGAUCGACGAUCAAUCCGAAAAUCCAUAUGAGCGAGUGGCUUACGGCGAGGAUUAUGAUCACGAGAAGUAUGAGUACGUGGUAAUGCUAUUGGGAGAGGAUGAAGAAGAUUCAUCGGAGUAUACAUCACUAUGUUCGGGAUCGUUGUUAUCGCCAAUAGCGGUGUUGACCGCCGCUCACUGCACCUAUGGCAUGACCGCAUCCAAGCUUACCGUCGUAGUUCCUAAAACUGCUUCUGAAGCGGUUCGUUACGUAAGCGUCCAGAAAAUAUAUCAACAUCCAGCGUACAAUAAAUUCAUAAAUCACGCUGAUAUCAGUUUGUUGAAAGUAAACAAUAGUAUUUCAUUUUCUCCCAAUACGAAACAAAACAUGUUAUUUGAACACAUUACGAAUUUAUGUUGCAUUUACUCAUUUGAAAUAUCUGUGUAUACAUUAAACGGUGGAGUUAUUAAACAUGCAUCUAUUUGUACUCAAAUUAUGCGUUCGGUGAAAUUCUAAUUCGAAGAAAAAUGAAUGUAUAACAUAUACAACAUGUACAAUAUUUCCGAUGCAUGUAUCGUACAUUAUUGCACGGGUUAAUAUAAUUGCAACACACACACACAAUAUGGAUAAUACUCUUGAUAUGCAUACUGCGAAUGAGAACAGUACAAGUUUAGGGAUGAGAAAUUUCCAUUGAUAAAAGUUUAAUUCGCUACUGUUACUCGCCAAUUAUUUUGUUGUUAUUCAGCCGGUGGUGAAAGUCGGCCAAACGGAAUCC